AUGCUAACACAAACUAGCGAUAAUUGCCGCUGCAAUAAGUGCGUCAAUCAAGAUACUAUGCAGAGAAAUUAUGAUACUUUUGGAAUCCCAGCAGAGAUUGAGCCCGCGGAGAUCUCGCCCAAAACCGACGGAGUAGAAAUCACAUGGAACGACUCGCAUAAAAGUUACUAUCCUUGGUCUUGGUUUUAUGAAACCUUGACUGCUAGCACAAACAAUCGCCCGCUGGCACAAAACGAAAAGAAACUUUGGAGUGCCAGCAUUGAAAGCAACCCUCCAGAAGUCAAUUUUGAAUCUAUCGUAGGAUCCAAGAACUUGACUGGUCUCGCCGACCUAACGGACAAAAUCCGCACAUAUGGCCUCUGCUUCGUGACCAACACUCCGGCUACACCGGAAGCCUCUGAAAAGUUGUUACAGACCAUUGGACCUAUCCGAAAUACACACUACGGUGGCUUCUACGACUUUGUCCCUGAUCUUGCCUUGGCUGACACGGCGUACACGAACCUGGCGCUCGCGGCUCACACGGACACGACGUACUUUACAGAGCCUGCUGGUCUGCAAGCCUUUCAUCUGCUCUCUCACGCGCCUCCUCCGAAACAGCGACCCGAAGACGCUCUGGGGGGCCAGUCGCUGCUCGUGGACGGCUUCCAUGCCGCGAGGGUGCUGGAGCAGGAGUCGCCCGAGGACUACGAGACGUUGCGCCGGGUCAAGGUGCCGUGGCACGCGAGCGGCAAUCAAGGCGUAGCGAUUGCGCCAGACCGAGCGUAUCCGGUGAUUGAGGGGGGUUCCACAUUGCGCAGGAUUCGCUGGAACAACGACGACCGAGGCGUGAUCCCGCUGGAUGUCGACGUCAAUGCGUGGUACAGGGCGGCGCGCAAAUGGAAUGAGAUUCUGACGCGCAAAGAGAACGAGUACUGGUUCCAGCUUACACCUGGACGGAUGCUGAUCUUUGACAACUGGAGGGUUCUCCACGGAAGAAGCGCAUUCGAGGGCCUUAGACGCAUCUGCGGCGGCUACAUCAAUCGAGAUGAUUUUAUCUCUAGAUGGAAGACCUCCAACUUUGAGAGAGAAGAGGUCAUCUCUCACAACAUGCAGCUGCGAUGA
Beauveria bassiana ARSEF 2860 is the source of this 1101-nucleotide messenger RNA. Its product is annotated as trimethyllysine hydroxylase. Gene Ontology annotation, biological process: carnitine biosynthetic process. Bases 1 to 1101 code for a protein of 366 amino acids. Gene Ontology annotation, cellular component: mitochondrion. NCBI's taxonomy places the organism in Eukaryota, Fungi, Ascomycota, Sordariomycetes, Hypocreales, Cordycipitaceae. The transcript is spliced from 7 exons. The record is from RefSeq and is a predicted model, not a curated record. Gene Ontology annotation, molecular function: trimethyllysine dioxygenase activity; iron ion binding.